AUGACCGCCGACAAACCUCGCAAACCAAUAUACCCCAUUCAAUCGCUGAUCUCGGACAUCGACACAACAUGUCUACGGCGACAGUCAACCCUGUCGCGAACAAGUGACACAGCUCGACACCGCUUCAUCAUUGUCGGUGACGUGCAUGGCAUGAGAAGAUCCCUGCAGAAGCUACUCGCCAAAGUGGAGUUCGACAACAUCCAAGGCGACUAUCUGAUAUUUGUUGGCGACAUGACCAACAAAGGGCCAGAUAGUGCCGGCGUGGUGGAUCUGGCCAUCCAGCUGGAAGCCAGCGCAGUCAGAGGAAAUCAUGACAACGCAGUUCUGGAUGCGGCGGCGGAGCUGGCUGUCGCUUGUGGUGAUCACUCUCAAGUAGCGGCCCUGAAGACUCCGUCUGCCUUGCCGGAUGCUCCUCUGUCCGAGGAGCCAAUGGAGAGUCAUCUGCCGAAAGGUCUGGAUGGAGCGGAGCCUGUUUCCAAAAGUCCACUGACGCGGCAUGGUGAGACGACUUAUCGCACAGCGUCUCAGCUAUCAGUGUCCCAGCGGGAGUGGCUGGCGAAAUUGCCUCUGAUGUUGCGGCUGAAUUUGCCGCUGGAUCGGCCAUCGACCCUGGGACACAAUCUGGUGAUUGUGCAUGCGGGGCUUGUGCCAGGAGUUGCACUGGAAAAGCAGGAUCCCUACAACAUCAUCCACAUGCGCAGCCUCAAACGCAUGGAAGGAGAUGAAGGCUCUAGAUUUGAAUCACUCGAGGAAUUCGGUGAAGAAGGGUGGGCUGCAGAGUGGGACCGUUGGCAAGAGAGGUGUGAGACUCGCUCGACUGUGAUCUUCGGUCAUGAUGCCAAGCGGCGGUUGCAGUUGGGAAAUUACUCGAUUGGACUGGACAGCGCGUGUCUAUACGGAUUCCAGCUCAGCGCAUUGGUCAUUAUCAUCUCAGAGAGCGAGAUAUACCAUGAGAUCGUUCAAGUCGACUGUGAGGAUACUCCUGUACCUCCCAAGAUGAAGGAGGAUACGGACAAACAGACGGCUACAGAUAAGCAGUGGUAUGGGACGAAGAGAUGA
Messenger RNA from Penicillium diatomitis, 1059 nucleotides. RefSeq names its product metallophosphoesterase family protein. Gene Ontology annotation, molecular function: endopolyphosphatase activity; phosphatase activity. Gene Ontology annotation, cellular component: cytoplasm. Gene Ontology annotation, biological process: polyphosphate catabolic process. NCBI's taxonomy places the organism in Eukaryota, Fungi, Ascomycota, Eurotiomycetes, Eurotiales, Aspergillaceae. The transcript has a single exon. The record is from RefSeq and is a predicted model, not a curated record. The coding region runs from base 1 to 1059 and encodes 352 amino acids.